AGUCACUCGUCCCGACAGCCACAUCCACAGCUCUCCUCUCCCCUUCUCCUCACCUCAAGCCCUCCACUCCACUCAGCUGCAGUCCUUCUUUCCUCUGGAACCCUGAGCAAAACCAGUCCUCUCUUCCAAUCUACCCUUAUCAUGGACACCACAAAGAACAUUCUCUCCUUCUCUGAGGCACUCUAUCACCUGAUUGUCUUAAUGAUGACUCUGGGCCAAGGAACUCAUUCAAUGCCCGUCCCUACUGACAUCCCCAUGUGCACAGCUUCAGAAACCGCCCAGUACAGUUUAACAUUUACUGGCAAGUGGACCCAGGCAGCUUUUCCUAAGCAGUAUCCUCGCUACCGUCCCCCUGCACAGUGGUCAAACCUUAUUGGGGUGACCCACAGCUCUGACUACCACAUGUGGCAACGCAACGAGUUUGCCAGCAAUGGCGUGAGGGAGUUUGCAGAGAAAGGCGAGGCUUGGACGCUUGUGAAGGAAGUCGAGACGGCCGGUGAACGCAUUCAGAGCGUUUAUGGGAUCCUCUCCGCUCCUGCUGUCAUGGGCGGCACAGGCCAGAUGAGCACUGAGUUUGAGGUCUUUGCUAGGCACUCCUAUCUGUCAUUUAUUGUGCGUAUUGUCCCAAGCCCGGACUGGUUUGUGGGUGUGGACAGUCUUGACCUGUGUGAUGGCGACCACUGGAAAGAAAAUGUGUCACUGGACCUUUUCCCAUAUGACGCAGGAACUGACAGCGGGUUCACCUUUUCAUCUCCCAACUUUGAGACCAUCCCGCAGGAUAAAAUCACACAGAUCACCUCCUCCUUCCCUAGCCACCCGGCCAAUUCCUUCUUCUACCCCCGCCUGAAGCACCUACCACCCAUUGCCAAGGUCACACUGACCAAAAUAAAGAAGACCAAUCAGAUCAUCAGCCUGCCCGUGGAGCCCACUCAAUCCAACCAGCUGCCAACAGGAAAUGAGAUUGAAGACAAGCUGAUAAAUACCCCUCUGGACUGUGAGGUAUCAGUGUGGUCUCCCUGGGGCUUGUGCAAGGGCAAAUGUGGAGAGUCAGGCAUGCAGCACCGCACACGCUACAUCAUAAUGCACCCAGCCAACAACGGAGCAGUCUGCCCCCUACUGGAGGAAGACAGGAAGUGCUUCCCAGACAACUGUUUAUGACUAGUUCAGGAAAGGAGGGACAAGAAAGAGAGGAAGGAGAGAAGAAAGAAGAAGGAGAGGAAAGCCAGGAAGGGGAGGAAAGGACGAAGACGGAACAACAACAGCAAAAGGGCCGCGAUUUAUUCACAUGAAGCAUAACCAUGAUAAACCAGUUUCCAUCUGUUCUCCCUGUCCAAACUCUUUCUGUGGAAAUGGCUAAUAUACAUAUGACCUGACCGCUCAAUUUGGUGCGCCUACAGAAAAAAACACCAAAAAAACUCCUCAUCUUCCAUUCUUAUUGAUGGCUCUGACAGCAUAGAAGAGGUGUAGUUUGGCAGAAUAGCUAUUAGACACCAAUUCAGUUUUGGCAGAUUAUCAAAAUUGUCUGGGGAGAGACCAACGCUGUUUUAUAAUUAGAAAAUGAACAGAAAACACAUGUUGGCCCUGUAAUUGGGAUGGUUUGAUAGUUCUGAAGCUCAAAAGUUAUAUGAAUUUCUUUAUUUAGAAAUAAAUCCAUAUAACUUAUACUUAAAAUCCAAAAGCGUCCAAAUUAAAUCAAACUAGGAAAAGGGGGUCAAUAGUCCCAUUAGCAGAAGUAAUACCAUCAGAAAAGUGACAUAUAUAGUUUCCUAAAUUCAAAACUUAAUAUUUAUAGAAACAUUGUUUUUUUUCCUAAUGAAAAUGGAUAUAUUUAUUGACAGGAUUUUAACCUGUAGUGUACAGUAUAUGAAAUCUGAAAUAAUUUGUAUUCCUUUACGUUAC
This is a messenger RNA of Archocentrus centrarchus (flier cichlid), 1899 nucleotides long. RefSeq names its product spondin 2b, extracellular matrix protein (gene spon2b). Gene Ontology annotation, cellular component: extracellular matrix. Lineage: Eukaryota; Metazoa; Chordata; Actinopteri; Cichliformes; Cichlidae. The coding region runs from base 142 to 1158 and encodes 338 amino acids. Gene Ontology annotation, biological process: cell adhesion. The record is from RefSeq and is a predicted model, not a curated record. The transcript has 6 exons.